CAAAGGUCAUGGCUGUAAACUAAUGCACGUCUACACACACUUUUUUUAGGUUACGAAAAAAAAAGGUUGCUGGAACAGAUCUCUUCGGUCGACAAGCAAUUGUUUGAGUAAUGGCUAAAAAGUAUGUUGAGACAGAGCGCAUUAAGCUGAAAAGUGGGCAUUUUAUACCGGUACUGGGGCUAGGAACAUGCGCGCCUUUGCAAGGAGAAGAUGAGAUCAUUGAAGCAGUAAAAGCUGCAGUCCGUGCUGGCUAUCGGCACAUUGAUUGUGCUGCCAUCUACAGGAAUGAAAGGGCUGUUGGGCAUGCUCUUAAGGAGCUCUUUGUUAUGGGAGUGGUAAAAAGGGAAGAUCUUUUUAUCACUAGUAAGUUAUGGAACACGUGUCACAAGCCAGAUCUAGUUCUUCCAAGCUUAAAGAAAACUCUAGAUGACCUUGGCCUAGAAUAUGUUGACUUAUAUCUUAUGCACUGGCCCAUGGCAUAUCAAGAAGGUGGUGUACUGAACCCUGUAGAUGAAAAUGGCAAAGCCAUCAGUUCAGAUGUAGACUAUUUGGAUACAUGGCAAGCUCUGGAGGACUGUCGAGAUAUGGGCAAAACACUGGACAUUGGAUUAAGCAACUUCAACAGCCAACAAAUUGAGAGAGUUUUACAGUCUGCAAGGAUACCACCAGUAGUAUUACAGAUUGAAGUCAACUGCCACAACACAAACACGAAGUUGAUUGAGUUUGCCAAAGAAAAAGGUUUAGUGGUUGUAGCUUUUGCUCCACUAGGAACACCCAGCCACAAACUAGAUCAUAUCAAGCUUAUAGAUGAACCUUUGUUGAAAGAACUUGGAGAAAAACAUGGCAAAACACCAGCCCAGAUUGCUAUAAGGUUUUUAAUUCAACAAGGUUUGGCCACAGUACCAAAAAGUGUCACACAAAACAGGAUUGAAGAGAAUACUAAGGUUUUUGACUUUAAGCUUAGUGAAGAAGAAAUGACACAGUUGAAUGGUUUAAAUAAAAAUUUCAGAGGCUAUUCUGAGAAAAUUGCAGUUGAUCAUAUCUACUAUCCAUUCAAUGUUGAAUUUUAAUUCAUUUGUACCUGACGUCAUUCCUCCAAUAUAACCUUUGACUGAAUUGAUUUUUUAAGUUUUUGCUUAGGCUUUGGCCUAAGUAAAACUGUUCUAUAAGUACAAACCAAAGUUAUUGCAGUUUUCUUGUGGUUAUUAACUCUUAAAAUAUUAACAACUCAUAGACUACAUUCAACGUUUUAAUCUUCUGUUAGAGAAACUUUAAGAUGUGCCUUAUUAACUUUUUAAAAAAACAAGUGGCUAAUUAUACAAGAGUAUUUUAUAUACACAUGUAAAAUACAUAAUCUUUGACACUGAACUAAGGUUGUGCUGUUGCCAGGAUUUUUAGUUUUGUAACAGUCAAUUUCAUAAGGCACAUUAAAAAAAAAAAGUGAAAAAUGUAUGUUUGAAAUUCAGAAUUAUUGCAUAGUUGAAUAAUAAUUAUGAUUAACCCAUUUUUUUACACAUGUUUUGGCUAUUAUUCUUAAACAGAGUUUUGGUAAUUUUAUUAAAAGUAUAUGAAAAAAGCACCUUUGCUUUUUAAUAUAUUCAAGUACUUACAUUCCUGCUAUGCAUGCAUACUGGGUACUUAAAUUUGAAAAAUCAUCACACUUUCUAGUUGUAGUUAAUCAAUUUUGAGUGAAAACUACUAUGCAAAUAUCUAGUCUUUUUCAUAUUAAUUGUUGUUCUGUUAUAUGAAGAUUUUGUUUACCCUUUUGUUGAAAAUCGUGCCAUGUUUUUAUAUAAAAUUAUAAUAAUAAUUCGGGUUGUUUCCAUUAAUGAUUGUUGUGUAUUUUCAAUAUUAUUUUGUUGCGCGACUGCUUAGUUAUAGCACACAUUCAUUUUCAAAUUUUCAGUAUUAGUAAACUAAUGCCAAAGUUUUAGUACAAAACUAUGCCAGGUCAUAAAAAUUAUGUUAUACAUUUAAAAGUUUCUGAUUUGAAAAUUUCCUGAAUGCUCUCUGAGCUAGUAAAGCAGGUAGUAUCAUCUGUAAAGUUGCCGAAUAUAUUUUUUAAAGAUAUUAUCAGUUAAGUCAGUUUAAGAAGAUCUGAUCAGUUGGUGUAUCAUACGGUGUCAACCCAGUAUUAGUAUGUUGCGGGUAGUUUAUAAGGUGUUUGUUAAAUUCUGAUAAUUACAAUGUCUUCUGUAAGCCUAUAUCAAUGUCAGUGGGUAGUUGCUUCUUGAUUACUAAAUUUAAUUAAUUUUAAUAUGUAAAUUAAAUAUGACAGGUGAUCAUCCUUUAACACUAACCAGAUACUUUUUGCAUUUUCUCUUUUUAAAAAGGGCUUAUUAAAUAUGAUAAAACAUUAUUUUACUUUCAUCAUUGCCCAUCAUGUACUGUUUUAAGAAUAUAAUCAUUUUAUUGUGAAUUAAGUAAAAAUGCUAUAAUCAGUGACAGAUAAUGGCUUACAAUGUAACAUAAAAUUUUUAUUCCCAGUGACUUAAACAUAGUAAUGAAAAUAUUUUAUUUAUAACACAAUAAAAUCUUCAAUACAAGUUUAAGGUGUGUGGAUAGCUGUAUAAUACUUGUAAAUACUAUACCUAUAUGCUUGCAUCCAGUUGCUUGUUUGCAGUUUUUAAAAUAGCUUAGAUUGUUUUAUCUGAAUGAAUAUUGGUUUAAUAUUUUUAAAUUUAGAAUGCUAUUCUUUUAUAUAUGCUUUGGUUUAACUUUGCUUGUUAUCAAUAAAUGAAAGUAAAAUAUAAUUCUACAAUUCAGGUUAUUGUUUUGAAUUUAAGUUAACGAUAAUAUAGUUACAGAAGCAGAUUUUUAAUUCUCAGAUAUUUCUUUGAUAUAAUUUAAUUGCAUUUUGAGUAUAAACAGAUAUUACCAAAACAGAAAAUAAAUUUUGAAAUUAUUAUAUAAAUCUUAGUUGAAUUGAUUACAGUUAAAGACCAUUUUAACACUAUGAUUUAAAAUUAUGUAAAUAUAAUUCUCCAUAAUUUGUCUUUUUGCUCUUUUAAACUGAUUCUUAAACUACAUCAAAUUUUGGUGAUUACACAUUUAAGCACAAGUUUAAAUAAUGUUCUUAGCAGUAUUAAAAGUAAAACCGCAGCCA
Messenger RNA from Physella acuta, 3106 nucleotides. Its product is annotated as 1,5-anhydro-D-fructose reductase-like. Gene Ontology annotation, molecular function: oxidoreductase activity. NCBI's taxonomy places the organism in Eukaryota, Metazoa, Mollusca, Gastropoda, Physidae. The record is from RefSeq and is a predicted model, not a curated record.